CGGAUAUAUAAGGAGAAUCUAACAACAAGAAAAGUUAGUUUUUGGUCGUAAACAUAGACGAUGAAACUUCUCGUCGCGUUGCUAGUCCUUCAUGUGGGGUUCGCAUCUGCUGCCUUCACGGGUGCAGACCUCGUGCGAUUCCAAAGAACACUGGAAAAAUGUAGAAAUAGGCACAACGUUAGAGAUGAAAUACUCGAACGUGUGGUGGAUAGGGAAAUCGUCGACGAUCCAAAUUUCAACUGCUUUGUUUCUUGUCUUCUUGAAGGACACAACCUGUUAACAGAAGAUGGUUCAUUAAACGUCCCAGUGGCGAUGAGUUUAAUUCCCCAGGAUGCGGAUUUCGCACAACCAUUGACACAUGCUUUCAACACUUGCAGUACUAGAAGAGACCCCGAUAAAUGCAAAACAGCUCAAUUAUUAUUUGCUUGCAUGCACGAGAAUAAAAUCCCGGAUCUUCUCUUCGGAUGAAGACAAAAAUAACUGAAGGACAAUUCGGUGUCGGUAGAUUUUUAGUUUGCAAAUUUAUUUUGUUAUAAUUUCAGGGAAUAUAAAGUUACGCAUAAAUUCUGA
Fopius arisanus is the source of this 570-nucleotide messenger RNA. Its product is annotated as general odorant-binding protein 72. Gene Ontology annotation, molecular function: odorant binding. The transcript is spliced from 5 exons. The coding region runs from base 61 to 468 and encodes 135 amino acids. Lineage: Eukaryota; Metazoa; Arthropoda; Insecta; Hymenoptera; Braconidae. The record is from RefSeq and is a predicted model, not a curated record.